Messenger RNA from Xenia sp. Carnegie-2017, 1044 nucleotides. RefSeq names its product protein ALP1-like. The transcript is spliced from 3 exons. NCBI's taxonomy places the organism in Eukaryota, Metazoa, Cnidaria, Anthozoa, Malacalcyonacea, Xeniidae. The record is from RefSeq and is a predicted model, not a curated record. The coding region runs from base 1 to 1044 and encodes 347 amino acids.
AUGGCGGUAAAUAAACGACGCUUGACUUCUUUCAAAUUACUCAUUACUGUUAACUUUGGUAAAUACUUACGUGCAGGGAAGAAAAAUGAGAGCACAAAAGAGGAAAAGAAGGUUUUGGGUGAGAUCAAUGCUACAACAACGCAAGAACUACGGUUCACAAGAAUGAGUCCUGAACGAUUGGAGCAUUUGUUAAGUUUAGUUGCACCAUAUAUGAAGAAACGAAGUUGCCGGAGUAGAGAAACAAUCUCAAUUAAACAAAGAUUGGUGGUUACACUACGAUAUCUUGCCACAGAGAAGUUUGAUGCAAUUUGGAAAGCAUUACGAGAUGAGUACUUGAAGCUUCCCAAGUCAGAAAGGGAAUGGCAUGGUGUUGCAGAAGAGUUUCUUCAGGAAUGGGGGUUCCCUCAUUGUAUUGGAGCUAUCGAUGGAAAGCAUGUAAACAUCGACUGUCCCAAAAAUGCUGGAUCUCUCUUUUACAACUAUAAAAAUUAUCACAGUACUGUGAUCAUGGCGAUUUGUGAUGCAAAGUAUAGAUUUUUAUUUGUGGACAUUGGAAGCUACGGGCGUAACAAUGAUGCAGCUAUAUUUUCACAAACUGAGAUAAAUAAAAAAAUAGAAAAUGGGCAACUUGGCAUACCAGGACCGUCUAUGGUUAGUGAAUAUAUGUUGCCUUAUGUUAUCACUGGAGAUGACAUUUUUCCGUUGAAAACCUGGUUGAUGAAACCAUUUCCUGGAAAAGGUCUUACUCAAGAACAAGCUAUAUUUAAUUAUCGAUUGUCUAGAUGCAGACGAACCAUUGAAAACACCUUUGGAAUACUGGCAGCUAGGUGGAGAAUUUAUAGACGACCAAUUCGAGCUGCAAUUACAACUGUAGAUCUUAUUGUUCAAGCAACUGUAUGCUUGCAUAAUUAUUUGUCAUUAACUCAAAACGCAUAUUAUAUUCCAAAAGGUUUUGUUGAUGCUGAAGAUGGAUCUGGGAAUAUUAUUAAUGGGGAAUGGAGACACAUCACGCAAGGGGAUGAGAGCACUUUGCAAGCAGUUUGA